Messenger RNA from Dendrobium catenatum, 1461 nucleotides. Its product is annotated as probable homogentisate phytyltransferase 2, chloroplastic. NCBI's taxonomy places the organism in Eukaryota, Viridiplantae, Streptophyta, Magnoliopsida, Asparagales, Orchidaceae. The coding region runs from base 97 to 1254 and encodes 385 amino acids. The record is from RefSeq and is a predicted model, not a curated record. The transcript is spliced from 10 exons. Gene Ontology annotation, molecular function: prenyltransferase activity. Gene Ontology annotation, cellular component: membrane.
AAAUUCCUAAUUUCCUCCGUUAUCCGACAAAGUUCUAUGCUCUGGUAGUCUGGUGGUAUUUUCCGUCCGCCGGGUUGACCUAUUAUUGGACUUCGGAUGGCUUUUUCCGCGGCCACUCCUACCGCUAGUCCUUCAACGACGCACGCUCUUAAUGCCUCGAGCUUUCGAUUCGAAGCUAAGUUCUCACUCUCUUGCCUGUUUCCCGUUUCUUCUCUGCGGAUUUCGUCCCCACAUCUUGCUUCAAGAUGCAGACCUCCAGCGUCAGUUUCUCAGCGCGGAAAGUCGGCUCAUAUUGGAUUCUGGGCAUGUUCUCAAGUUGGUGCUACUGGAUCCAAUCCUUUAUUAAAGAAUUUAUAUAACUUCCAAGAUUCGUGUUGGAGAUUUUUAAGGCCACACACGAUUCGUGGGACUGCCCUGGGAUCUGUAGCUUUGGUUGUUAGAGCUUUAAUAGAGAAUCCGGCCCUAAUAGAUUGGUGGUUGAUAUUCAAGGCAUUAUAUGGGCUCAUAGCUCUUAUUUGUGGCAAUGGUUACAUUGUGGGGAUUAAUCAGAUUUAUGACGUUGGAAUUGACAAGGUUAACAAGCCAUAUUUACCGAUAGCUGCUGGAGAUCUUUCAGUGCAGUCUGCAUGGCUUUUGGUGUUAUUUUUUGCUUCAGCUGGCCUACUGAUUGUUGCAUUCAACUUUGGUCCGUUCAUUUCUUCUUUAUACUGUCUAGGUCUUUUGCUUGGCACUCUCUAUUCUGUUCCUCCUUUUAGACUGAAGCGGUAUCCAGUUGCAGCAUUUCUUAUCAUAGCCACGGUACGUGGUUUUCUUCUCAAUUUUGGUGUAUACUAUGCUACUAGAGCUGCAUUGGGCCUUUCCUUUAAUUGGAGCUCUCCUGUCUCAUUCAUCACAGCAUUUGUGACAUUAUUUGCAUUGGUCAUUGCGAUAACCAAAGAUCUCCCUGAUGUUGAAGGAGACCGCCAGUUUCAGAUAUCAACUUUUGCGACUAAGCUUGGUGUCAGGAAUAUAGCGCUUCUUGGUAUUGGGCUAUUGCUGGCAAACUAUGCAAGCGCAAUUUUUGUAGCACUUUUUAUGCCACAGGCUUUCAGACGCAGUGUUAUGAUAUCUGCACAUGGUAUCUUCGCAUUAGGCUUGAUUUUGCAGGCAUGGGUUUUGGAACAAGCCAAGUAUACCAAGGACGCCAUAUUGCAAUUCUAUCGAUUUAUUUGGAACCUCUUCUAUGCAGAAUAUCUCAUUUUUCCUUUAAUAUAGCCAAACCAAUGGUGCUUUUUGGCUUUUAGUUUCCUGCCUGUACUUUGGUUCUACUGUAAUUUGUAGUCUGAAUAUAUAAAUUUUUCAGACAAAAGUGCUCUUCUAUUUGAUCUAUAUUGUAACUUUUUAUAUACUAAUAAUUAAGAUUGUACUUAACUAUAUGAAACUCUCAUUAAUGCAAGAUUUGAAGAGUCAAUUAAGGCAAAU